AUGGCAAGUGUACCAAAUAAAUGGCAAGCACUAAAUGGCCAAAAAGACACCGUACUCGGUGACCUGGGUGAAGCCAAUGAGGACGUGACGCAGCACGUGGUUGUGAUUGGCGCCGGCGCGCCCAAGUGGGCCUGGCUCAUGUCCCGCCUGGUGGCCUUUACAUCCGAGGGCAGCGUGCUCAUCUUCGUCACCAGGAAGGCGAACAGUGAAGAGCUGGCCAAUAACCUGAGGAAGCAGGACUUCAAACUGGAGCUGAUUCAUGGAGACAUUGAUCAGUCGGAGCGGAAUCGAAUCAUCACAGCGUUCAAGCAGAAGUCGGUGCCGAUCCUGGUUGCCACAGACGUGGCGGCCCGAGGUCUCGACAUCCCGCAUAUUCGUACAGUCGUAAACUAUGACGUGGCGCGGGAUAUUGACACGCACACGCACCGUAUCGGCCGAACAGGUCGAGCCGGCCAGAAGGGAUCGGCCUACACUCUCAUCACGACCAAGGACAAGGACUUUGCCGGCCACCUGGUGCGAAACCUGGAGGGCGCUGGCCAGGACGUGCCUGAGCAACUGAUGGAGCUGGCAAUGCAGAACGCCUGGUUCCGCAAGUCACGCUUCAAGUCAGGCGAAGGCAAGAACUUGAACGUGGGAGGUCGCGGCCUGGGCUACCGCGAGCGGCCCGGCCUGGCAGCGCCCUCAGAACCCACAGAGCCGGCCGCGGCGCCUGUGGGCGGUACGUAUGGCGCCCCGGCGGCCGAACAAGUGCACCAGGCCGGACCACCGGACAGUAACGCACCCAGCGGCCGCGGUCCGGCCAGCGAGCGGCUCUCGGCCAUGAAACAGGCCUUCAAGGCACAGUACAUGUCAACGUUCACGGCCGCGAAGGACACCUCCUGGCAAAAGACCAACUACCCCGGCUUCGUGUCGACGGGCACCGGCGGUGCGUCGGCGUCCACCGACCAGUCGUCGAUCGACGGGGAGCAGCCCAAACGACGGAAAAAGAGCCGCUGGGAGUGAGGGGCGCCGACGCUGCAGAGACGGACAGGUCCCGUGUGGAGACGGGCGGGAACGACUGAUAGUCCAGGAGGGACGGAUUUGCACAUCGGACGGGUGGGACUGUGUGGCUGGAUGGAGAAGGGAAGCGGUGCCUAGAAACGUCGGUAAGCGUGGGAGAUAGUCGCACUCCCGCGCUGCUAGCGAGCCUGACGGAAAAGAGCGUGCUCUCAGAGGGUCGAAGCGACUCCUGGGUCGAACCCGGUGAGAAGAAACCGCCCCCGGCUGGCUUCAUCCCUAAGCUACAGUUAACGGCCUGUUUAAGGCUUGGUCCGCAAUUAAUGCCCGAUAGAGGACUGAAUACGGUCACACGCUCUGCGUGCUGGACAAGUUGCCUGUCGUGUUGUGCAGACUAUUUGUAUAGUCGUGUGGGUUAAUCAACGUUCAUCGAGGCUCUGCGUGCUGUUGCUUCAGAGGUUGUCUCGUGGAUAACUUCUACACGAGCGAGACCCGCUCCCUGUAACUGGAACGCCUAGUGCGGGAGCCAAUACACAUCGCACUUCCAUCCCA
Amphibalanus amphitrite is the source of this 1548-nucleotide messenger RNA. Its product is annotated as ATP-dependent RNA helicase DDX42-like. Bases 1 to 1002 code for a protein of 333 amino acids. The record is from RefSeq and is a predicted model, not a curated record. NCBI's taxonomy places the organism in Eukaryota, Metazoa, Arthropoda, Thecostraca, Balanomorpha, Balanidae. The transcript has 8 exons. Gene Ontology annotation, molecular function: RNA binding; RNA helicase activity.